This is a messenger RNA of Oryza sativa Japonica Group (Japanese rice), 1956 nucleotides long. Its product is annotated as solanesyl-diphosphate synthase 1, mitochondrial-like. Gene Ontology annotation, cellular component: transferase complex. NCBI's taxonomy places the organism in Eukaryota, Viridiplantae, Streptophyta, Magnoliopsida, Poales, Poaceae. Gene Ontology annotation, biological process: isoprenoid biosynthetic process; ubiquinone biosynthetic process. Gene Ontology annotation, molecular function: prenyltransferase activity. The record is from RefSeq and is a predicted model, not a curated record.
GUUGAUGAUGAAAAAUAUCUGGGUUUUGAAUUUUCGAGGAAAUUCUUACCGCCACAAUAACUCAGGGGAAAUUCGGACUUCUCUCUUUUUAGUUUUUCUUUCCGAUGCUGAAUCCAGUUGGGACGACAAUAACCUUGUUGUGGGCCCCACCACCACGGGUCCACAUUAGUCCACUCCCUCUCUCGAAACGCAUCUCGCCGGCCGGUGGCGGCGGCGCGCGCAGCUCCGGCGACCUCCCGGACGGCCGCCGCCAUGCUACUGCCGAGGCGUCUUCCUCUUCUUGCUGGUCUCCUGCGCUCGGCCUCCUCCGACGCCUCCUCCAUUCCUCCAAACCGAAAGCAGCCAACAUUUUUUGGGCAGUUUAGGCUUACAAUGGCGUCGAAUCCCCAACUACUCACUACUUGCUCAAAUUAACCCUGAUAAUGUCUCAGGUAGAGAAGGGUUUCUAUGGAGUUCAUGUUAUUUUCACAGCACAAGGCAUCAGACAUCCAGAGAAGGGGAGCAGAUGGCUAAGGAGCUGCUAGACCCCCUUGCACUGAUUAAAGAUGAAGUAUCUGAAAUCUCAAAUAGAUUGCGCUCAAUGGUGGUAGCUGAGGUACCGGAACUGACGUUAGCAGCUGGGUACUUCUUCAGAGCUGGAGCUGAAGGGAAAAGAACUUGCCCCACUGUUCUACUAUUGAUGGCUUCAUCUAUAAGCAUGGACAUGGCUGACCCAAUUGUUGGUUCAAAGAAUGAGAUUCGUGAGAGAUAUAUGCGUCUUGCUGAGAUAACUGAACUGAUUCAUGUAACAAGCCUUAUCCAUGAUGAUGUCUUGGAUGAUGCUAAUACCAGGCGUGGCAUGGACUCACUGAACUGUGUUAUGGGAAAGAAGCUUGCAGUGCUGGCUGGUGAUUUUCUACUCUCCAAGGCAUUUUCUACUGCUGCGGUGUCUCUUGACAAUGCUGAGGUUAUAUUGUUGCUAGCAACGGCUGUAAAUAACCUUGUAACUGGUGAGUUUAUGCAGAUGAGAAUAACUCCAAUACAACGUUGCAGCAUGGAUUACUAUUUGCAGAAGUCAUAUUACAAGACAGCUGCAUUGAUUUCAAACAGUUGCAAAGCUGUUGCGGUUCUUGCUGGCCAAACAGCUGAAGUUGCGACGCUUGCUUAUCAGUAUGGCAAACACUUGGGUAUAGCUUAUCAGUUGAUCGAUGACAUCCUCGAUUUCACAGGGACAUCAGCUUCACUAGGCAAAGGCUCCUUGUCUGAUAUCCAUCAAGGAAUUGUGACGGCUCCCAUAUUGUUUGCAAUGGAAGAGUACCCGCAAUUGCGCGUAAUUGUAGAACAGGGUUUUGAUGACCCCUCAAAUGUAGACGCAGCCCUUGCAUACCUUGCCAGAAGUAAGGGAAUUGAGAGGACAAGGUUACUUGCUGCUGAACAUGCCAAAUUGGCAGCAGACGCAAUCGAUGCUCUUCCUGAGAGCAAGGAUGGAUCUGUGCUGAUCUCAAGACAGGCACUCAAAGAUCUUACAGAAAAGCUCAUCAAGAGAACAAAGUGAAAAUAUAUUUAUAAUCGAUGAGAAGUGCCAUUGGGCAGCAGAAUCCUUAAAAGAUCUCAUCAUGUUCUUCUUUGUCAAAUCAUUACAGCUGAAACCUGCAAGCUAAGCUUUGGAUGCAUGUUCUACUUCUCCAAAUUUUAAUGGGUCAGUUUUUUAUGGGCUGACUCCAUCAGUUCUUUAGGUCUUUAAUGGGCUGAAUUCUUUCACACGCUAAAUUGAUUUGCUUGUUCAUUUGAAUAGGCUCUCACUUGUUAGGCCUUUAACGGGCUGAAUUUGUUCCUUUUCAGGCCGUUUCAGGCCGUUCGACGGCCUGAUUUUUCUUACUGGGCCUAGUUCAUUUCCAAAUAGGAUUCCUUUAACAGGCUGGAUUUUUUACUAGUUGGACCUUUAACGGGCUAAUUUAAUUUCCUUUUGUGGUUUAA